GACUUUUUUUGUGCAUAUAUUUCUCACAGAGCAUCAGUGUACUGAAGCCAGAAGUGGAAAAGUUGUCCCACUCCUCCAACGACAUCUACAACCACGUCAAGAGCAUGUCGAACACUGUGAGGGAAAGGCUGGAAGUCGGCGACAACAACAACAGGGUGGAGAAUCAUUUCACCAGUCAGCUGGAGGAACAACACGCCUACAUCAAGGAGAUGGUGGACACUUUCAUCCCGUCCAACGUCAGAGUGCUGCAGGGGAUCCUGGACAAGCUCAAGCAAAAAAUCCAGAAGCUGGAGAAGGCCAUCCUGAGCCAGAAGGAGGACUGCAAGGAACCAUGCAAGACCAAAUGUCCCAUACCGGUGGUGUCUGGUAAGGAGUGUGAGGACAUCUACCGUCGUGGAGGAACAGACUCCCAGAUGUACCUGAUCCAGCCUGAUGUCUUCAGCCCUGCGUACAAGGUCUUCUGUGAUCAGACCACCCAGAACGGAGGAUGGCUCCUCAUCCAGAACAGGCUUGAUGGUAGUGUCGACUUUGGCCGGCGUUGGGACGAAUAUCGCAGCGGUUUCGGCAACAUUGCAUUCGAUGUUGGCAAGGGUCACUGUGAGACUCCAGGUGAAUACUGGCUGGGCAAUGACCGCAUUAGUCAGGUGAGCAAGUUGGGCCCCACGGAGGUUCUCAUUGAGAUGGAGGACUGGACAGGAGCCAAGGUGAGUCAGACACCUUUGUAUUUACAGCACAAAUAUAUAUUUCAUCGAAAGAAAAUAAACAUGUAACUGUUUUGACUAUGU
Messenger RNA from Plectropomus leopardus (leopard coralgrouper), 785 nucleotides. Lineage: Eukaryota; Metazoa; Chordata; Actinopteri; Perciformes; Serranidae. The record is from RefSeq and is a predicted model, not a curated record.